Molecule: messenger RNA, 2211 nt
Organism: Carassius gibelio (silver crucian carp)
Lineage: Eukaryota; Metazoa; Chordata; Actinopteri; Cypriniformes; Cyprinidae
Product: TNF receptor-associated factor 2
Exons: 11
Coding region: 141-1874 (577 amino acids)
Biological process (GO): regulation of apoptotic process; positive regulation of canonical NF-kappaB signal transduction; tumor necrosis factor-mediated signaling pathway
Cellular component (GO): cytoplasmic side of plasma membrane; cytosol; plasma membrane signaling receptor complex
Molecular function (GO): ubiquitin-protein transferase activity; ubiquitin protein ligase binding; zinc ion binding
Source: RefSeq, a predicted model, not a curated record
GCACGCGCUCUUCUCAACAAUGUCGACCACCAAAACAGAGCAGACGCUCCGCGCGCCUCCGUCCAUCAGAGCUCGAGCGGAACCGAGCAAAUGAAAGCGAAAUCUCAUCGCGGUGCGAUCAGGAAAGUUUAGAGGAGGACAUGGCUGCUCAAGAACCCUCCCCCCCGUCCUCCAUAGAGAACAACAAGCCCGGGUUCCCAAAGAAGAUUCUGGCCAUCAAACUUGAAGACAAACAUUUAUGCAACUGCUGUCAGAACAUUUUGAGGAGACCGUUCCAAGCGCAGUGCGGCCAUCGCUUUUGUUCUUACUGCUUCAACCGGACUGUUGGAUCAGGACCACAGAAAUGUAAUGCCUGUAUCAAGGAGGACAUCUUCGAAGAGCCCACGUCCAUCCUCAAACCAGGCUGCGCGUUUCCCGACAAUGCUGCCAGAAGAGAAGUUGAAAAUCUUCCAGCUGUUUGCUUUAACGAAGGCUGCUCCUGGAAAGGCAGUAUUAAAGAUUAUGAGUUGAGCCAUGAAGGGAAGUGUGAGUUCAUGAUUCUGCCGUGUCCCUUGUGCAAAGAGCUCAUUAGACUGAACGAACAGGAGCGUCAUAAUGAACGCGAGUGUCCUGAGAGAACGCUCAACUGCAAGUACUGUAAAGAACCAUUUCAUUUCAAAAACAUCAAGGCCCAUGAUGAGAUCUGUCCCAAAUAUCCUAUGAUUUGUGAAGGAUGUGCGAAGAAGAAAAUCCCCAGGGAAAAGUAUGUUGACCACAUCAAGUUCUGCAGCAAGUUCAGGACUCCAUGCAGAUAUCAUGUGGUUGGCUGCGACAUUUCAGUGGAGAAGGAGAAGAUCCACGAUCACGAGCGUGUCUGUGCUCACGAACAUCUCAACCUGCUGUUGCACUACAUCAUGGGCAUGAAGGUCUGUCUGGAGGGUCUGCAGCCCCAAAGCCUGGAGCUGGCCGGUCACAAAGCACAAGAGCUUCACCAGGCGCUCCGAGACCUAGAGACCAGAGUCAGUCAGCUGAACGGACCGCCCGUGCAGGGGGUCCCCUCCUCUUCAUCCUCAUCCUCGUCCUCCUCUGCGCCUCCGACCACGCUGCCCACCUCCUUCACCCCUCUGCCCAGCUCGGUGGGCGCAGCGCUGGAGCUCCAGCUGCACAGCGAGAAGACCAAGGUGGCAGAUCUGGGCCGUCGCUGCCAGGAGCUGGAGGUGAAGGCGGGGACGUUUGAAGACGUGGUCUGCGUGCUAAACCGAGAAGUGGAGCGCUUCGCAACCACCAUGGAGGCCAGCAACCGCCAACACAGACUCGAUCAGGACAAAAUCGAGGCUCUUAGUAACAAGGUGCGUCAGCUGGAGCGGCAGGUGGGUGUUAAAGACCUGACUGUGGCUGAAAUGGAGGGCAGAUUGCGGGAGAUGUCUGCCACCACGUUUGACGGCGUCUUCAUCUGGCGGAUAGCAGAUUUCACUAAAAAGAGACAAGAUGCCAUUGCUGGACGGGCGCCUGCCAUGUUUUCACCCGCAUUUUACACAAGCAAGUACGGCUACAGGAUGUGCCUGCGGAUUUACCUGAACGGCGACGGGACGGGACGGGGAACGCAUCUCUCGCUGUUUUUUGUGGUCAUGAGAGGGUUGAGUGAUGCGCUGCUCAAAUGGCCCUUCAACCAGAAGGUCACACUGAUGCUGCUGGACCAGAGUAACAGAGAGCACAUCAUCGAUGCUUUCCGUCCCGAUGUCACUUCCUCCUCGUUCCAGAGGCCUGUAAGUGAGAUGAACAUCGCCAGCGGCUGCCCGCUCUUCUGUCCACUGUCCAAGCUGGAGGGCAAGAACUCAUACAUACGUGACGACACCAUCUUCAUCAAAGUCAUCGUGGACCUCACUGGCCUUUAAAGUUUUCUACUUUCUUAUACGCUGCCUCUGAUGGAGAAUCUUCUUCACCACAGCAGGAGAUUUAUUCCAUGACGUCUGUUUUGACACGUUUCCCUGCAUGUGUUCAGCCGUCACAAAAGCUGCACUGAUGCACAGUUCCCGAAAGGCUCAGUAGAGCUCUAAAAUAGGAAAAAGAGUCGUGAAACACUGGGAUUGAACGUGAAGUCCGGUCCAGUUGCAUAGUGUAGAUCAUAAUGCAAAAUAGAUCAUACAAAAAUUAGAUGUUUUUUUUUUAUUUGACUCGCUCUCAGAACAUGAUAGAUCAAAGAUUUGGAGAAAUCUAGCAUUGCAUCACUUG